Oppia nitens is the source of this 1326-nucleotide messenger RNA. RefSeq names its product probable phosphoserine aminotransferase. Gene Ontology annotation, cellular component: cytoplasm. The transcript is spliced from 5 exons. Gene Ontology annotation, biological process: L-serine biosynthetic process. The record is from RefSeq and is a predicted model, not a curated record. The coding region runs from base 156 to 1277 and encodes 373 amino acids. Gene Ontology annotation, molecular function: pyridoxal phosphate binding; O-phospho-L-serine:2-oxoglutarate transaminase activity. Lineage: Eukaryota; Metazoa; Arthropoda; Arachnida; Sarcoptiformes; Oppiidae.
AAAGAAAUUUAUUUUAUAUUUCUCACAUUUUUAAUAUUAUAAAUACACAAAGUUUUUUUAUAUAAUUCAUAGUAAUUCAUAUUUUUUUAUAUAAAUAAUUUAAUUUUGAUAAACUGUUAACCGAUUUUUAGUAAUUUUUGUUAUAAACAUUUGAAAUGUCUGUCCAACAAAAAGUGAUUAACUUUUCUCCCGGUCCGGCAAAACUGCCAGCAGAGGUGCUCAAAAUAGCCCAGAAUGAACUGAUCCAUUACGCUAACACUGGUAUUAGUAUUAUGGAGAUGAGCCAUCGAUCUCAAGAAUUUGAAGCAAUUGUCAAAAAUGUUCAAAACUUGUUGAGAGAACUAAUAGGUAUACCCGAUAACUACAGUAUUUUAUUGAUGCACGGUUCGGGUACCGGACAGUUUGCUGCACUACCGAUGAAUCUCGUUUCACAGUUUAUGGACGGUUCGGUUGUCGAUUAUAUAGUGACCGGUGCCUGGAGUGAUAAGACAUUGAAAGAGGCACAGAAAUAUGUGUCUAAUGUCAAUCGGGUGACACCGAAACAGACCGCUUAUGUGGAAAUACCGGAAAGAAAUCAAUGGAAACUGGACGCCAAUGCAAAAUACUUUUUCUAUACGGACAACGAAACAAUUCACGGAAUUGAAUUCCCGUACAUUCCCGAAGGAUUACCAAAUGUGCCGCUAGUGGCCGAUAUGACCUCCAAUUUUUUGACCCGACCUAUUGAUAUCAAAAAGUACGGCGCAAUUGUGGCCGGAACUCAAAAGAAUUGCGGUAUCGCUGGACUCGGCAUAGCUAUUGUUCGCAAGGAUUUGAUCGGCAAAGCUAUGUCUGUUUGUCCAUCGAUUAUGGACUACAAGAUAAUGGACGACAACAACUCACUAUAUAACACACCACCAGUUUAUUCUAUUUAUAUGUGCGGACUAUUCCUUCAGUGGAUUAAAGACAACGGAGGUCUUGAAGCUAUGGCUAAGCGAAGCACCGAAAGAUGUCAACUGAUAUACGAUAUUAUCGAUAACUCCAACGACUUUUACUAUUCGCCAAUUAAUCCCAAUUCGCGAAGUCGUGUUAACAUACCAUUCCGUGUGGGCGGUAAGUCAGGUGAUACCGAUCUGGAGAAGCGGUUCGUCGACGAGGCAAAGGCUAAGGGUAUGAUCCAACUGAAGGGUCAUCGAUCUGUUGGUGGUAUCAGAGCAUCGCUUUUCAAUGCAAUGACUGUCGAAGAGACACAAGUUUUGCGCCAAUUUAUGAUUGAUUUCCAAAAGACAUAUAAAAAAUAAUCCAUAUUUUUAACAUUUUCUGAUAAUUUGAUUAUUACUAUAAAACUAA